GUUUGUGACGUGAAGCUUUGCCGGAAAUGGCAGCUUCGCGGUGAACGGAGGUCCAGCGACGAUGGUGAGUUGUGUGAGGUCGCUUGGUUCUGUUUGUCGCGUUUGGAACUCGUUCAUCCGACAAAUAGGUGGAGCUCAUUUUUUCGACGAGUUUCAGGCAGAGACGAGGUCGUUGGUGUUUUCUCCGGCGAGCUGGGUUGUUCCCGAUUUUGGGGGCUGUUGGUUGAAGAAGAAGAUCGGGGAAAGGUUCGUUGGAGAAGAAAACGUGAAGGGGCUGGGGGUCGCUCGUUUGUGCUCAGCCUUCUUUAGCUGCUGCUUUUUCGUUCCUUUCUUAUUUUGUUUCCUCCAUGCGCAACUUUUGUUCAUCCGUUUCUUUUCGUUCAAUCCCCUUCUCCGUUAUCUCUUUGUUCCAUUCUUUUUUCAUGCGCAGCUUUGCGU
Messenger RNA from Nicotiana tabacum (common tobacco), 438 nucleotides. NCBI's taxonomy places the organism in Eukaryota, Viridiplantae, Streptophyta, Magnoliopsida, Solanales, Solanaceae. The record is from RefSeq and is a predicted model, not a curated record.